ACCCAAACUCACAAAAUUGAUGUUAAAUUUGUCAUUUGGGUCGUAUUUUUCGGUUCGUGUAAAUGACGAAGAGCUUCACACUCAUCCAAACAGUGGCAACCGCCGGACUCUUCUCUGCCGUUUCAUUCUGGUAUGGAUUCAUGUUCGGCAGAGAAACUUCCCGGAAGGAAUUAGGUGACCUAAUCGCAGAUCUUCGCCGCAGUAAUCCUGAUCAAUCGUCUACAACUCCUCCACACUCCUGAUUCGAUUGUAAAUCGACGAUGAUUUUGGUUUGUGACAUUUCUAUAUGUUGAAUUUACAUUCAGGCGUGGUUUGAGAUGCGGAUUGGAGCUUCAAGUAGGUUGCUUUGAGAAUCCAAUUAGUUACAAAAAUCAUGGCUCAGUUUUACCACCAAAGGAAUUAGCUUGUAUUUGAGGAAAAAAAAUUUAUUUACAUAUUUUUUAGUUUAGUUUGGAUUAGCCCAGUUGAUUCUGAUUUCUGCAGGCUUCAUAGUUGUAUCAGUAUGAAGGCGAUUUGAAAACUGAAGUGUUAAUGAAAUUGGAAGUAAUUUUUGUAAAAUGUUUUUUUUUUGAGCCAUAUUUUAUCAAAUGCGAUUUGAAA
Molecule: messenger RNA, 600 nt
Organism: Helianthus annuus (common sunflower)
Lineage: Eukaryota; Viridiplantae; Streptophyta; Magnoliopsida; Asterales; Asteraceae
Exons: 3
Coding region: 63-242 (59 amino acids)
Source: RefSeq, a predicted model, not a curated record